GGAAUCGUAAUAAACAUGUCGCUGGAGUUCGGAGAUAAGGCUAAUCAGUACUACAAGGAGCUUCAAGGACAAACUCAUCUAAAUCCUUGCAGCAAAAUGCUUAAUGAUACACAUACUCAACUACUGUUGAUUGUGUUUCUAUUGAUAUCAAUAUUAAAUUUUACUCAUUCAGUGCUUAGCAAUAUUAAUGACAGUGAUUCCAACGAAGUUGAAAUAAGUUAUCGUGGAAAUAGCCGCAGUGAGAGGUCUUUGCCAAUAUGUGAAUUAAAUGUUGCUUGUAAUAUUGUGCACAAACGCUUUUGGUUUCCAAUAAAAGUAGAAAGAUUAUGUCGCUGCCACAACACAUUUCAAUGCUCCCAACAAUGGAGUCAAACACCAGACAAUUAUACCAUGAUGCUCAGCAACCGUUCUCAGUUAAAGUUUUGUAACAACAUCAGUGACCUGCAGAAAUGUACAACAUAUGAACCUGCGAUACAAUUACAAUCUGAAACAGCCACAAUUCCACGGGGCAGAUUUAAAAAGCCUCUAGUUCAGACAAAAGCUGUUGUAAAGUGCAAUUGUCCAAUGGGACGUUACUGGAAGAGGAUCAAUGCAGAGGCAGACAAUGAAACUUCAACAACUGUUUACCAAUGUGCUGACGCAAAGAAAUGUGAAACCAACGAAAUCUGUGGAUAUGCACGGGCUGAUAUGUACUCAAUAUAUUACCAAUGUUCCUGUCCUGCUGGAAACCUCUGCUUAUUUGUGGAUUACAACACCUACAAUGUGACUGAACUAUUCUACAGUGGAGCAGCAUAUCAAGCUCUAUGCACUCCUUUUCCACAUAACUUAUAAGAUAUUCAUAUAAAGUUCUUCAUAAAUGAGUGUAUAAGUUUAAACUUCAAAUUUACUAUGUUUUAAUUUUGUACGGGAAAUUAUAGACUAUUUUCAUAUUGUCUCA
Schistocerca serialis cubense is the source of this 937-nucleotide messenger RNA. RefSeq names its product U-scoloptoxin(11)-Sm2a-like. Gene Ontology annotation, molecular function: enzyme activator activity. The transcript has 4 exons. Gene Ontology annotation, biological process: lipid catabolic process; digestion. The record is from RefSeq and is a predicted model, not a curated record. Lineage: Eukaryota; Metazoa; Arthropoda; Insecta; Orthoptera; Acrididae. Bases 16 to 831 code for a protein of 271 amino acids. Gene Ontology annotation, cellular component: extracellular region.